Messenger RNA from Canis lupus familiaris (dog), 858 nucleotides. Its product is annotated as polyadenylate-binding protein 1-like 2. The coding region runs from base 93 to 695 and encodes 200 amino acids. Gene Ontology annotation, cellular component: ribonucleoprotein complex; cytoplasmic stress granule; cytosol. The record is from RefSeq and is a predicted model, not a curated record. Gene Ontology annotation, molecular function: mRNA 3'-UTR binding; poly(U) RNA binding; poly(A) binding. The transcript has a single exon. Lineage: Eukaryota; Metazoa; Chordata; Mammalia; Carnivora; Canidae.
CAGCGGCGGCUGCGGCGGCGGCGGCGGCAGCGGCGGCUGCAGAUGUGGAUGCGGAGACCAGCCGGGGCUCCGAAGGCAACCCAGACUUUCCUAUGGCCUCGCUGUACGUGGGCGACCUGCAUCCUGAAGUGACAGAGGCAAUGCUGUAUGAGAAGUUCAGCCCGGCCGGGCCCAUCCUGUCCAUCCGCAUUUGCAGGGACAAGAUCACCCGCCGCUCGUUGGGCUACGCGUACGUCAACUACCAGCAACCGGUGGAUGCCAAGCGGGCCCUGGAAACCCUGAACUUUGAUGUGAUCAAGGGCAGGCCCGUGCGCAUCAUGUGGUCCCAGCGGGACCCCUCGCUCCGCAAGAGUGGGGUGGGCAACGUCUUCAUCAAGAACCUGGGCAAGACCAUCGACAACAAGGCGCUGUACAACAUCUUCUCGGCGUUUGGCAACAUCCUGUCCUGCAAAGUGGCCUGCGACGAAAAGGGGCCCAAGGGCUACGGGUUUGUGCACUUCCAGAAGCAGGAGUCCGCAGAGCGAGCCAUUGAUGCGAUGAAUGGCAUGUUCCUGAACUACCGCAAAAUUUUCGUUGGGAGAUUCAAGUCGCAUAAAGAACGAGAGGCCGAAAGGGGAGCCUGGGCCAGGCAGUCCACCAGUGCUGACGUCAAAGAUUUCGAGGAAGACACGGAUGAGGAGGCCACCUUGCGAUGAAGACAUGCCAGGGACGAGCCAGCCAGCAGAGCCAAACCUUGGCUCCCACCCGGUUUACAACCACCCUCUUUGCCCCUCUAACCCACCAGCAGUGUAUUGUAUUGUACUGGGAGUGCAGGUCUCUCUUUAUCUCUCUCUCUCUCUCUCUCUCUCUCUCUCUCUC